ACCCGGAACUAACCUCGGUUCCCUUGGGAAGGCCGCGGCGCCUGGCCAGGAGUGGGAGACUGGGCCGUGAGUGCGGGCCACGGGGGCCAGGCCGCGGACAGAGGGACGCCCUCCUCGUCCCCAGGGACCCCGGGCCAGGUGCGCCCUCGGCAGGAGAUUGCAUGGUCUGAAAAGUGCAGGGGCCCCUGCCCCGGCUCGGCCAUGGCUCCCCCGCGAAACGUGGUGAAGAUCGCCGUCCAGAUGCGUGACGCCAUCCCGCAGCUCAUCCAGCUGGACCAGGCAAAGCCCCUGGCCGCUGUGCUGAAGGAGGUGUGCAACGCGUGGAGCCUGGCUCACUCUGAGCGCUAUGCCCUGCAGUUUGCUGAUGGGCACAGGAGAUAUAUCACUGAGAAUAACCGCGCAGAGAUCAAGAAUGGCAGCAUCCUGUGCCUCAGCACUGCCCCAGACCUUGAGGCUGAGUGGCUGUUGGGUGGGCUGCAGAGUGGGAGUCGUGAAGGGCGCCGAGAAUCCCUGCAACACCUCGUCCUGCUGGUCCCAGACAUAACCUUUGCCCGGGAGGUCAUCAGCCGUGAUGGGCUUCAGAGACUAGGCACCAUCAUUGAAGACGGGGACGACCUAGGGGAGGUGCUGGCCCUCGCACUGAGGGCCUUCUUGGAGCUCAUGGAGCACGGCGUGGUGUCCUGGGAGACACUCAGCAUCCCCUUUGUUAGGAAGGUGGUAAGCUAUGUGAACAUGAACCUGAUGGAUGCAUCUGUGCAGCCCCUGGCCCUCCGGCUGCUGGAGAGUGUGACCUUGAGCAGCCCUGUGCUGGGCCAGCUGGUCAAGAGUGAGGUGCCACUGGAUAGGCUGCUGGUGCACCUACAGGUGAUGAACCAGCAGCUGCAAACCAAGGCCAUGGCACUGCUGACAGCUCUCCUGCAGGGGGCCAGCCCUCCUGAACGUAAGCACAUGCUUGACUACCUGUGGCAGAGAAACCUUCGCCAGUUCAUCUACAAGAACAUCAUCCACAGUGCAGCGCCACUGGGCGAUGAGAUGGCUCAUCACCUAUAUGUACUGCAGUCCCUUACACUGGGGCUGCUGGAGCCACGCAUGCGGAUGCCACUGGACCCCUAUAGCCAGGAGCAGCGGGAGCAGCUGCAGGCCCUGCGUCAGGCUGCCUUUGAGCAGGAGGGGGAGUCCCUGGGUGCUGGGCUGAGUGCUGACCGCCGCCGAUCCCUCUGUGCCCGCGAAUUCCGCAAACUGGGCUUCUCCAACAGCAACCCUGGGCAGGACCUGGAGCGUGUGCCCCCCGGCCUGCUGGCCCUGGACAACAUGCUCUACUUCUCCAGACACGCACCCAGUGCCUACAGCAGGUUUGUGUUGGAGAACAGCAGCCGUGAGGACAAGCAUGAGUGCCCCUUUGCCCGGAGCAGCAUCCAACUGACCGUGCUGCUGUGUGAGCUGCUCCGAGUUGGGGAGCCCUGCUCCGAAACAGCCCAGGACUUUUCGCCCAUGUUCUUCGGCCAAGAUGAGAGCUUCCAUGAGCUCUUCUGUGUGAGCAUCCAGCUGCUGAAUAAGACCUGGAAGGAGAUGCGGGCCACACAGGAGGACUUUGACAAGGUCAUGCAAGUGGUGCGGGAGCAGCUGGCCCGCACGCUGGCCCUGAAGCCCAGCUCCCUGGAGCUCUUCCGAACCAAGGUGAAUGCGCUCACCUACGGGGAGGUGCUGCGGUUGCGGCAGACUGAGCGGCUGCAUCAAGAGGGCACGCUGGCCCCUCCCAUACUGGAGCUGCGGGAGAAGCUGAAGCCAGAGCUCAUGGGCCUGAUCCGCCAGCAGCGUUUGCUCCGCCUGUGUGAGGGGACACUCUUCCGCAAGAUCAGCAGCCGGAGGCGCCAGGACAAGCUGUGGUUCUGCUGCCUGUCCCCCAACCACAAGGUGCUGCAGUAUGGGGACGUGGAGGAGGGUGCCAGCCCACCUGCCCCAGAGACUCUGCCUGAGCAGCUCCCUGUGGCCGACAUCAGGGCACUACUGACAGGCAAGGACUGCCCCCAUGUCCGGGAGAAGGGCUCCGGGAAGCAGAACAAGGACCUCUAUGAGUUAGCUUUCUCAGUCAGCUACGACCGUGAGGAGGAGGAGGCAUACCUCAACUUCAUUGCCCCCUCCAAAUGGCAGUUCGACCUGUGGACAGAUGGGCUGAGUGCCCUGCUGGGCAGUCCCAUGGGCAGUGAGCAGACACGGCUGGACCUGGAGCAGCUGCUGACCAUGGAAACCAAGCUGCGGUUGUUGGAGCUGGAGAAUGUGCCCAUCCCUGAGCAGCCACCCCCCAUCCCCCCACCCCCCACCAACUUCAACUUCUGCUAUGACUGCAGCAUCGCUGAACCUUGACAGUGAGGUUGGCCAAGGGCCACGGCUGCUGCCACGCUGGUGGCCACAAAGGAUGGAGAAGGUCAGACAUCCUGAUCAGCAGAGCCUGCAGUAGAAAUAAAGUCUGCUUGGGUUUUCGGUACGUGUUGAGCCAGUUCUGAACCUUGUGGGCCAAGCCUGCCUUCAAACUUAGCUGGGGCAUCAGAGCAGGGCCACCCCUUGGGGCUGCAAAUCUGGGCAUCUACAAUUGAAGGGCUGUAUUCUGAAGGAGGGUGGUGAUAGGCUGGCCCCGUUGCCCUUCCUCAAGAUGAAUCCUCGGCCUCCCUCAGUGCUGGGCCUACAGAGAGGGAUGGCUUGUGGUCUGGGGGCACCAGCCAAGGGACGGUUGGGGCUGCCAGCCAGUUAAGGGAGAACUGGCAGGGCAGGAGGUAUUGCCCAAAGUGGAUGCCUUCCUGGGCAGCAUUAACAGGGGCCUAAUCUGGGAGCCAUGUUUCCAGAGGGCUCCUGACAGUCUGAGUUCAUUCCUCAACCCUGCCUGGCCCUGCCCUAUGUCCUUUGUGGGACUUAGAGGCCCUCUGGUGAGAGGCUUGAAGGGAGAGAUGUGAAGCUGGGCCUGCUUUGUGCUGAAGGGAAAUUCCAUAUUCCAAAAGAUGUCCCCAGGCUGGUGGGAGGCUAUGGUCUGAUUCUGACAGGAGGGAAUUCAGUGCAGAAAGCCCUGCAUUUUUAUUAAAAACCAACGCAGUAGCAUGGGUGGGGUGGGGGCCACACACAGGCCAGAGCCCCCGGGGGCAGAAGCGGCUAGGUGUUGGGCCCAGCUGGAGGUCAGGCUCAGAGCCUAUGGUCAUGGACCCCAAGCCUCUGAGGCAGAGGAGCACACCAGCCCACAGGACCCACAGGGCAGGCUGAAAGCUGCCACCACCCUCUGAUCUCCAUGCCUCUUACUACCUCUCUUUGCCAACGCCUCCUCCAAUAUCUUUUUUAACAGUGUUAGCCAUCAACAUGUUACCUUGAAAACUGAUGGAAAUGGUACUUCCUUUGGAGAAUGUGUGGAGAAUGUGCUGAGGGAACAAUUAUUCUCCCUUCCCCCAGCUAUGCUUCUAACUUGGGCAUCUCGGCCCCACUUUCUGCAUUCAGAGACUUUCCACCAUACUUGGAAUAGUCUGCUAUUGAGUUCAAGGUGGAAGUGGGGGAGUGGGGAUCCCAGAUGCAGCUAAGCCUCCUGAUACUGUCAGUUCUUUCUUCUCAAUGUCUCCAGUCCCUUGCCCAGGCCGUCAUCAUCUUGGGAAGAACCUCUUGACUUCCC
Molecule: messenger RNA, 3646 nt
Organism: Diceros bicornis minor
Lineage: Eukaryota; Metazoa; Chordata; Mammalia; Perissodactyla; Rhinocerotidae
Gene: ELMO3
Product: engulfment and cell motility 3
Exons: 20
Coding region: 202-2364 (720 amino acids)
Biological process (GO): cell motility; actin filament organization
Source: RefSeq, a predicted model, not a curated record